AUGAAACAACUACUAUCUAAAACAAGUGAAAUAAUAUGGGGACCAAAACCUUCAACAAAAGAAGAACAAAAAUAUUUAAUUAAAACUGAUUUUUUUAUAUUAUCAAUAGUUUGUUUAAUUUAUUAUAUAAAUUAUCAAGAUAGAGUAUCAUUUAAUUUUGCAUAUGUUUCUCAAUUAAAACAAGAUUUAGGAAUGAAAGGUAAUGAAUUUAAUUUAAUAAAUACUUGUUUUUAUAUUGGUUAUACUAUUUCAAUGAUUCCUCAUAAUUUAAUUUUAUUGAAAAUUAGACCAAGAUAUUGGAUUUGUUUUUGUUGUUUAUGUUGGUCUAUUUUAACUUUGGGGAUGUAUAAAGUUACAAAUUAUAAACAAAUUUGUGUUAUUAGAUGUUUUUUAGGUAUAUUUGAAAGUGUUACAUUUGCUGGAGUUCAUUUAAUAUUGGGGAGUUAUUAUGAUGAAUCAAGAUUAUUAAUAAGAACUGCAAUUUUUACUUCAUGUGGACUUGUGGGUUCAUUAUUUUCUGGUGUAUUUCAAGCUGCAAUAUAUACAAAUCUUGAUGGUCAUUUAGGUUUAAGAGGUUGGCAAUAUUUAUUUAUUAUUGAUUUUGCUAUAUCAAUUGUUAUAAUAUUUUAUGCUUUUAUAUUUUUUCCUGAUUCUCCUGAUAUGGGAAAACCUUUUUAUUUUACAAUUGAAGAACAUGAAAUAGCUUUAAAAAAAUUUAAUCAAAAUAAACCAAAACAAGAUAAAUUUAAUUGGAAUAUAUUUAAAAGAAUUUUAGGAAGAUGGCAUUUUUAUUUAUUUAGUAUUUUAUGGGUACUUGGAGGAGAAAAUGAAUCAUUUGCUACUAAUUCUAUAUUUGCUUUAUGGUUAGCUGAAAAUAAUUAUACUAUUGUACAAAGAAAUCAUUAUCCUUUAGGAAUUUAUGGUAUUGGAAUUUUAGCUACUAUUUUAUCUGCAAUUAUAAUUCAAAAUAUUAAACAGUUUAAAGCUCAUUAUAUUACAGGUUUAAUUAUUGGAAUAUUGGUAAUUAUAUCAUCAAUUAUUCAAGUAUCUAAUCCAUAUUCAGAUGUUUCAGUAUUCAUAGCUCAAUAUCUUUCAGGUACAUCAUUUGCAGGUCAAACGGUGUUUUUUGCAUAUGCUAAUAUCAUAUGUCAUAAUGAUUUACAAGAAAGAGCUAUUGUUUUAGCUUCAAUGAAUAUGUUUAGUAAUGCAGUUAAUGCUUGGUGGUCAAUUUUAUUUUAUGGAGCUGAUACUUAUCCAUUUAAAAAAGGUAGUUGGGCAUUAUUAAGUACUGGUAUUGCUAGUUGUAUUGUAGUUGUUGUUAUUAAAAUUUUAGAAGUAAGGGAAAAGAAAAUAGAACAAAUUAAAAAUAAUGAAGAUGAAGACGGUGAAAUAAGUGAAAUAAGUAAUAAUGUUGAAGUAUUAGAUGGAGUCAGUAAUGAUGAUAAACGAAGUAUCGAAAAAAACUCUUUGAAUGUAUAG
Molecule: messenger RNA, 1479 nt
Organism: Lodderomyces pseudojiufengensis
Lineage: Eukaryota; Fungi; Ascomycota; Pichiomycetes; Serinales; Debaryomycetaceae
Exons: 1
Coding region: 1-1479 (492 amino acids)
Biological process (GO): pantothenate import across plasma membrane
Cellular component (GO): plasma membrane
Molecular function (GO): pantothenate transmembrane transporter activity
Source: RefSeq, a predicted model, not a curated record